Messenger RNA from Penicillium verrucosum, 1689 nucleotides. RefSeq lists its product as uncharacterized. The coding region runs from base 1 to 1689 and encodes 562 amino acids. The transcript has a single exon. Lineage: Eukaryota; Fungi; Ascomycota; Eurotiomycetes; Eurotiales; Aspergillaceae. The record is from RefSeq and is a predicted model, not a curated record.
AUGGUAUCUGUUACUUCACCUAGGGGCAUCGCCAUCCAGCGCGCCCAAGCCGACACUAUGCGCGACAGGAUUGAGCGCAUCACUGAGGAUCUCAAAGAUAUCAAGGAAUUUUUCCCCAUCAGAAUAUCUCCCAGAAGAACAAAGAAGUUACGCGAGUUCCUUACAUCUGAGCUCGACUCACUCCGCAGCCAGCCCUUUGAUCUUUAUGAUCAACAAGGGAAGGUAGAUUAUCUUCUGAUAAAAGGCUACCUACAAAGACAGCUGCGAGAGUUGGAACUCAACUCUAAACAAGAUGAAAAGACCGCACCACUUUUACCGUUUUCAGACACACUGCUGGAGCUGUGUGAGGCCCGUGCCAGGGUAGUGUCGAUGAAUUCAAAAGACGCUGCCCAGAAGCUUGUUGAAUCCCAGUCUCAAAUCGCAGCCGUGAUAGACAUGGUCGAGAACCACUCGACCAAGAUCCGGAUGGAGAAAGCAGUUGCAUUUAGAGCGGCGAGAAAUAUAGACUCAUUGCACACCAACCUGAAGGAAUGGUUCGAAUUCUACAAAGGCUACGAUCCGUCGUUCAACUGGUGGGUGUCACAUCCAUAUGGAGUUGUGGAAAAGGGCCUGAAAGAUGUUUCAGCAAGUAUCCGAGAGAACUUGGCUGGCAUUCGCCCAGGUAACGAAGAUGCGAUAGUGGGUGAUCCUAUCGGUCGAGAGGGUUUACUUAGUGAACUCUUGGGUGAAAUGAUUGCCUACACACCGGAUGAAUUAAUCUCGAUCGGAGAGACGGAGUUCAAAUGGUGUGUUGGUGAAAUGAUAAAGGCAUCACGCAGCAUGGGGUUCGGGGAUAACUGGAAGCAGGCGCUGGAAGAAGUCAAGAAUGACUUUGUCGAGCCUGGAAAACAAACCGAAUUAGUGCGAGAUCUCACGAUGGAGGCAAUCUCCUUUGUCGAAGAUCAUCAACUCGUCACCGUUCCACCGGUUGCCAAGGAGAACUGGCAGAUGUUUAUGAUGUCCCCCGAGCGCCAGAAAGUAAACCCUUUCUUCCUCGGAGGUGACUGUAUCAUUGUCGCAUACCCAACCGAUCAGAUGGACCAUGAAUCCAAGCUGAUGGGGAUGCGCGGGAACAACAUCCAUUUCUCCCGCGCUACGGUCUUCCAUGAGAUGAUAUCUGGCCACCAUUUGCAGAUGCACAUGAUUGCACGAUAUAAACCCUACCGCCAGCUAUUUGACACCCCGUUUUGGAUUGAAGGAUGGGCUCUGUAUUGGGAGUUUAUUUUGUGGAAUGACGAGCGGUUCGAAAAGACGCCGCAGAACCGGAUCGGGAUGCUGUUUUGGCGACUUCAUCGAUGUGCCCGAAUUAUAUUCUCCAUUAAGUUCCAUCUUGGACAGAUGGCUCCUCAGGAAUGCAUUGAUCUACUCGUUGACCAAGUCGGACACGAACGUGCCACUGCAGAAGGAGAAGUGAGACGAUCAUUGAAUGGCGAUUAUUCGCCGUUAUAUCAAGCCGGGUAUAUGCUGGGUGCGUUGCAAAUAUAUGCACUGCGGAAGGAGAUUGUCGAGACGGGGCUCCUUGCUGAGAAGGAAUUCAAUGACCGGUUUUUGAAGGGGAAUUGUAUGCCAAUCGAGUUGGCGCGGGCCUUGAUGCAAGAUCAAACGUUAUCGCGUGAGCACCAGCCGUCUUGGAAAUUCUAUUCCUUAUAA